Rhinopithecus roxellana (golden snub-nosed monkey) is the source of this 1330-nucleotide messenger RNA. It is a transcript of the gene NMRK1, whose product is annotated as nicotinamide riboside kinase 1. The record is from RefSeq and is a predicted model, not a curated record. The transcript is spliced from 9 exons. Gene Ontology annotation, cellular component: cytoplasm. Lineage: Eukaryota; Metazoa; Chordata; Mammalia; Primates; Cercopithecidae. The coding region runs from base 383 to 982 and encodes 199 amino acids.
AACGGGCCGGAGCCGAGCGAGAGCGAAGCGGGCGCGCGCCAGGGCCGCGGGCCGCGCGCGCUCCCAAUAGGGAAGGGCCGGAGCUGGCCAGGGGCGCGCGGGAGAGGCCACGCUUGCCGUAGCCGCGCCCCGCCCCGCCCCAACGGGGCUGGAACCCGGGGCCGAGCGGAGUGGAAAGGGGCGUCAGGUGGCCACCCCUACCUGGCAUCCCUCUAAUCCAGGAGGAUCGUGGGGAAAGAGGCUGUGGGCCUCUCCGGGAGCGAGCUGCGGGUAGCGGCGCACUGGGGACAGGCGCGCGCCUGGCUGUCGACCUUACCGCUGUUUGGGAGGACUCGAACUGGCGCCAGGAAAUACUAGGAAGCUGUGGUUUUCAAAGCUAAUUAUGAAAACAUUUAUCGUUGGAAUCAGUGGUGUGACAAACGGUGGGAAAACAACACUGGCUAAGAAUUUGCAGAAACACCUCCCAAAUUGCAGUGUCAUAUCUCAGGAUGAUUUUUUCAAGCCACAGUCUGAGAUAGAGACAGAUAAAAAUGGAUUUUUGCAGUAUGAUGUGCUUGAAGCACUUAACAUGGAAAAAAUGAUGUCAGCCAUUUCCUGCUGGAUGGAAAGCGCAAGACGCUCUGUGGUAUCAACAGACCGGGAAAGUGCUGAGGAAAUCCCCAUUUUAAUCAUCGAAGGUUUCCUUCUUUUUAAUUAUAAGCCCCUUGACACUAUAUGGAAUAGAAGCUAUUUCCUGACUAUUCCAUAUGAAGAAUGUAAAAGGAGGAGGAGUACAAGGGUCUAUGAGCCUCCAGACUCUCCGGGAUACUUUGAUGGCCAUGUGUGGCCCAUGUAUCUAAAGCACAGACAAGAAAUGCAAGACAUCACAUGGGAAGUUGUGUACCUAGAUGGAACAAAAUCUGAAGAGGACCUCUUUUUGCAAGUAUAUGAAGAUCUAAUACAAGAACUAGCAAAGCAAAAGUGUUUGCAAGUAACAGCAUAAAGACGGAAUGCAGCAAAUCCUUCCUGAAGUGAAUUGGGAAACUCAAAGGAGUAAUUUAAGAACCUUAACCAAGAUACAAGGUGUACUGUGGUACAAUGACAGCCAUUGUUUCAUAUGUUUGAUUUUUAUUGCACAUGGUUUUCCCAACAUGUGGAACAGUAAAUAUCCAUGCCAGUGGACAGGACUCUAGCUUAGCAAGUUGCUCCCUCUCCAGGGAGCACAUAGGUACAGCAGAGCUCACAGUGAGUCAGAAAGUCUCCACUUUUUGAACAUAGCUCUAAAACGAUGAUUGUCAAACUUUUCUAACUGGAGCUCAGAGUAAGAAAUAAAGAUUACAUCACAAUCCAA